Triplophysa rosa is the source of this 2144-nucleotide messenger RNA. It is a transcript of the gene fuca2, whose product is annotated as alpha-L-fucosidase 2. The transcript has 7 exons. Gene Ontology annotation, biological process: fucose metabolic process; glycoside catabolic process. NCBI's taxonomy places the organism in Eukaryota, Metazoa, Chordata, Actinopteri, Cypriniformes, Nemacheilidae. The record is from RefSeq and is a predicted model, not a curated record. Gene Ontology annotation, cellular component: lysosome. Gene Ontology annotation, molecular function: alpha-L-fucosidase activity. The coding region runs from base 159 to 1520 and encodes 453 amino acids.
UUUUGUAACAGGUUACCUUUGUUUAAAUGAGGAAGCUUUACCAAUUCCGGGUUUUAUCACUUUAAACAGGUUUGUGAUCGGUCACAUGCGCUUCGGUAUUUUAACAACAUCAUGUGAUUUAGACUUCUGUCAUAAGAUCACUGCAGAGCAACACCACGAUGCAUCACUGGAGUAUUUUAUCUCUGUAUUUACUUUUCAUCGGCACCUGUUACUGUCAAUACAAGCCCACCUGGGAGUCGAUAGACUCGAGACCUCUGCCGGAAUGGUUUGAUCAAGCAAAAUUCGGCAUCUUCAUUCACUGGGGGGUGUUUUCUGUGCCCAGUUAUGGCAGCGAGUGGUUUUGGUGGUACUGGCAGGGCCAGAAAUAUCCCUCUUACACUGCUUUUAUGCUUGAGAAUUAUCCACCCGAGUUCACUUACGCAGACUUUGCACCGAAGUUCCGGGCCGAGUUCUUUGAUGCCAAGGAGUGGGUUGAUAUUUUUUCCUCAUCUGGGGCGAAAUAUAUAGUCCUCACAACCAAACAUCAUGAAGGUUUUACUAUGUGGGGCUCAAAGUACUCGUGGAACUGGAAUGCAGUGGAUGUUGGACCCAAGCGAGAUCUGGUGGGUGACAUCGCCACUGCCCUGCGGACACACAGUGAUUUGCAUCUGGGACUUUACCACUCCCUGUUCGAGUGGUUUAAUCCCCUGUUCAGAGCAGAUGCGGACAACCACUUCAACACCACCGUGUUCCCUAAAACCAAGACUUUGCCUGAACUGUAUGAAAUAAUCAACAAGUACAAACCUGAAUUGCUGUGGUCUGAUGGGGAUGGAGACGCGCCCGACGGUUAUUGGAACAGCACUGGGUUCCUUGCAUGGCUUUAUAAUGAGAGCCCAGUUCGCGACACUGUAGUGACCAACGACCGCUGGGGUUACGGCAGCAUCUGCAAACAUGGAGGAUAUUACACAUGCACCGAUCGAUACAACCCCGGACACCUGGUGAAACACAAAUGGGAGAACUGCCUGUCCAUCGACAAGAGGUCAUGGGGUUACAGGAGAGAAGCCAAACUUAGCGAUUAUCUCAACACCGAGGAGCUGGUCGGAGCUCUUGUUGAGACCGUAUCUUGUGGGGGGAAUUUACUGUUGAACGUGGGUCCCACACACGACGGCCGCAUCGUGCCCAUCUUCGAGGAGCGUCUGCGACAGAUGGGACAGUGGCUCAAGGUGAACGGAGAGGCCAUAUACAACACCACCGCAUGGAGAGUUCAAAAUGACACCGUCACUCCUGGAGUUUGGUACACAUGGAGACCCAAGGAGAAUGCAGUCUAUGCCAUUAUUCUUUCCUGGCCAAAUAGUGGAUAUGUUGUUUUGAGUGACCCUAUUGUGUCACACUCGAAGACUCAGGUGAUGCUGCUUGGUUAUAAACCCCUGACGUGGGAUUCUGUCAACCCGACCGGACUGAAGGUGUAUCUUCCUCAGCUGACCCCCGAUCAGAUGCCGUGCUCCUGGGCCUGGACUUUACGACUGACUGGUGCAGCGUAGUCAAUAAACAACAAUACAGUCAGCUCUUUUCUUCAGGAAUAAAUGGAUUUUGAUUAGGACACAAUAUCUUCUUUCAUAUUCUAGUUUUAUUUUCAUGUGGUCAUUUUCAGUCAGGUUUAUAUUCAGAAAAUGGCUUUUUUUCAGUACCGUAGGGGUUGUUUUCUAGUACUGUACCAAAUAAAUGAAUUUUGUAAUUGUUUUAUCUAGCAUUUAUUUGAUUUUUUUAAUGUGUAUCUGAAUUUGAGGCGUUUAUUUGAAAAAACUGUUUUUUUAUGUUCAAAAAUCAUGUUUCGUUAUUGUGCACUCCAAGUAAUAUCAAUCAAACUGCUGUUGGGUUGUUUUGAUUAAGUGACACUAAUGAACACAAUGAAACCAUGAUAACAUAAUAAAAACAUUUUUUAAUCAAAAAACCACAAACUUUAAAUGUUUUUGCCGCAGUGGAAUCCUACAGUCCUGGAAGUGCCGUGUUUUUGAUUUAGCAUUUCGAUUCUUAAAAAAAAAAAAAUUCUGCAACUGUUCUUCUUUAUUCAUAUUGGUUCAUUUGGUGAUUUUAUACAAAGCACUGGUAAAAUACUUUAUCUUGGCAGCCUUAAAAAUGCACUAUAAUAAAAAAUGUGAACUUGG